This is a messenger RNA of Egretta garzetta (little egret), 2757 nucleotides long. Its product is annotated as pro-resilin. NCBI's taxonomy places the organism in Eukaryota, Metazoa, Chordata, Aves, Pelecaniformes, Ardeidae. Gene Ontology annotation, molecular function: pyrroline-5-carboxylate reductase activity. The transcript is spliced from 6 exons. Gene Ontology annotation, biological process: L-proline biosynthetic process. The record is from RefSeq and is a predicted model, not a curated record. Bases 1 to 2025 code for a protein of 674 amino acids.
AUGCCCAGGCGGUCCCCGUGGGGUGCUGACGGCGGGACCGGCAGGAUCAGGCCCCGGCCCCCGUGGGGUGCUGAUGGCGGGACCAGCAGGAUCAGGCCCCGGCCCCCGUGGGGUGCUGAUGGCGGGACCAGCAGGAUCAGGCCCCGGCCCCCGUGGGGUGCUGAUGGCGGGACCAGCAGGAUCAGGCCCCGGCCCCCGUGGGGUGCUGAUGGCGGGACCAGCAGGAUCAGGCCCCGGCCCCCGUGGGGUGCUGAUGGCGGGACCAGCAGGAUCAGGCCCCGGCCCCCGUGGGGUGCUGAUGGCGGGACCAGCAGGAUCAGGCCCCGGCCCCCGUGGGGUGCUGAUGGCGGGACCAGCAGGAUCAGGCCCCGGCCCCCGUGGGGUGCUGAUGGCGGGACCAGCAGGAUCAGGCCCCGGCCCCCGUGGGGUGCUGAUGGCGGGACCAGCAGGAUCAGGCCCCGGCCCCCGUGGGGUGCUGAUGGCGGGACCAGCAGGAUCAGGCCCCGGCCCCCGUGGGGUGCUGAUGGCGGGACCAGCAGGAUCAGGCCCCGGCCCCCGUGGGGUGCUGAUGGCGGGACCAGCAGGAUCAGGCCCCGGCCCCCGUGGGGUGCUGAUGGCGGGACCAGCAGGAUCAGGCCCCGGCCCCCGUGGGGUGCUGAUGGCGGGACCAGCAGGAUCAGGCCCCGGCCCCCGUGGGGUGCUGAUGGCGGGACCAGCAGGAUCAGGCCCCGGCCCCCGUGGGGUGCUGAUGGCGGGACCAGCAGGAUCAGGCCCCGGCCCCCGUGGGGUGCUGAUGGCGGGACCAGCAGGAUCAGGCCCCGGCCCCCGUGGGGUGCUGAUGGCGGGACCAGCAGGAUCAGGCCCCGGCCCCCGUGGGGUGCUGAUGGCGGGACCAGCAGGAUCAGGCCCCGGCCCCCGUGGGGUGCUGAUGGCGGGACCAGCAGGAUCAGGCCCCGGCCCCCGUGGGGUGCUGAUGGCGGGACCAGCAGGAUCAGGCCCCGGCCCCCGUGGGGUGCUGAUGGCGGGACCAGCAGGAUCAGGCCCCGGCCCCCGUGGGGUGCUGAUGGCGGGACCAGCAGGAUCAGGCCCCCACCCCCGUGGGGUACUGAUGGCGGGACCGGCAGGAUCAGGCCCCGGCCCCCUUUGCUUGCUGUCCCCCAGGCUGAUCAGGCCAGGGUUGAAGGGGGGGAGUGCAUUCCGGCUGAAAUCGGGGUGCCCAGGCUGCCUUGGGGUGUCCCCAAGCUCCCCGGUGCCACCCCGGUCACUCACCCCGGUCCCUGUCUUCCCCAAGGGAAGGUGCCAGCCAGCAGCAUCCUGGCCAGCGCUCCCUCGGACAAAAACCUGGACGCCUGGAGGGAGUCGGGCUGCCGGACCACGCACUGCAACCUGGAGGUGCUGCAGGAGAGCACCCUGGUCUUCUUGGCCACCAAACCCCAUGUCCUGCCAGGUGUCCUGCAGGAGAUCCGUCCUGCCGUAGGACCCCACCACAUCGUCGUCUCGCUGGCGGCUGGCAUCACCCUCCAGACGCUGCAGCGGCUUCUCCCUGCCGGGACCAAGGUGCUGCGGCUCAUGCCCAACCUGCCAUGCGUGGUGCAGGCAGGGGCAAUGGUCUUCGCCCGAGGCAGCGGUGCCGGUGACGGGGAAGCCGCCCUGCUGAAGAGCCUGCUGUCCUCCUGCGGGCUCUGCGAGGAGGUCCCCGAAUCCUACAUCAAUAUCCACACCGGCCUCAGCGGCAGUGGGGUGGCCUAUGUCUACCUGUUUGCCGAAGCCUUGGCCGAGGGAGCGGUGAAGAUGGGCAUGCCGGGUGGCUUAGCCAGCAGGAUCGCGGCUCAGACGCUGCUGGGUGCAGCGAAGAUGAUGCUAGAGACGGGGGAGCACCCGGCGAAGCUGCGAGGAGACGUCUGCACUCCCGGCGGCACCACCAUCCACGCGCUGCACCAACUGGAGAAGGGCGCGCUGCGGGCCACUGUCAUGAACGCCGUGGAGGCGGCCACCAACCGGGCAUGUGACAUGGCCAAGGACUAGCGGUCUGGCUGCAGAUGAGUCCCUCUGUCCCAUUCCCCGGGGGGCAGGAGAGGUGAUGGGGACCAGACCAAACCCCUUCAGGGAGCACGGGGACCCUGACACCCCCAGGAGACCCUUGCUGGGGGUGGGAGAUGGCGUGGAGCCACAUCCGUGCCGCGUGCUACCUCUGCAGGGCUGGGACCGAAUAAACGUGGGCAGCAUGAUGGCAGGCUUGGCUCUUUCUGGUCCCUUCAGUCCUGGCGGGGGGGCUACUGCACCCAACAUGGGGUCACCUCCACGAGGAGGUGACAACCAUGGGCCAGCAGGGAUGGAGCUGAUGCCACGCUGGCUCUAGGCUCACCGGCGCUGUGCCAGGAUGGAUGGCACUGGGGACAAGGAUGGGGACGGGGUUUUGGGGAUGGGCUGAUCCCAAAUCAAGCCUGCUGGGGCUGGGCAGAGCGGCCGCAUCCCUGCAGCAAGAGGCGAGGACCGUCGGUGGGUGCUGUGAGGAUGCCAAGGGACCUUGAGAAGCAGGGAGCUGGCAGGAUGAUGUGGGUGAGCACAGAGAAAGGCUUUGAUUUCCCAACUCGGUGCCAAGCAGGAGCGCUCGGUGCGUGGGUUACACGCGGGCACCGAUGCCUGCUCGGCUCUGGAGAUGCGUGCAUGAACGCAGAGCUGUUGUCCACAUCCCAGAACCGUGGGCGAGAAGUCAAAUGGCUGAAAAACCUCCACCUCCUACCCUGGCCGGGCACC